Microthlaspi erraticum is the source of this 486-nucleotide messenger RNA. Lineage: Eukaryota; Viridiplantae; Streptophyta; Magnoliopsida; Brassicales; Brassicaceae. The record is from the annotation of a GenBank genome assembly.
AUGUACGGGAAUGGGCCGGUGUUCAAGGCGGAGGGAGCGUCGUUCCGGGAUCAACCUUACGCCGGACAGCUUCCUCAGGGAUUAUGGACCACCGGUCUCUGCGAUUGUCACGAAGAUGGUCACAUUUGUGUUCAAACGGCUAUAAUGCCAUGCGUCUCCUUCGCUCAAAACACCGAGAUCGUAAACAGAGGAGCCAUACCUUGCAUGAGCGCAGGUUUGAUUCAUCUAGCGUUAGGGUUUUUGGGUUGUUGCUGGCUUUACGCAUUCCCAAGCCGGUCUAGGCUUAGGGAACAUUUCGCAUUGCCUGAGGAACCAUGUCGUGACUUUUGGGUCCAUCUCUUUUGCACACCAUGUGCUAUUUGUCAAGAAUCUAGAGAACUCAAGAACCGUGGCGCUGACCCUUCUAUCGGUUGGCUUUCGAAUAUAGAGAAAUGGAGCCGAGAGAAAGUAACUCCUCCUAUAGUUGUACCAGGCAUGAUCCGCUGA